This is a messenger RNA of Pogona vitticeps (central bearded dragon), 1730 nucleotides long. RefSeq names its product endoplasmic reticulum-golgi intermediate compartment 1 (gene ERGIC1). NCBI's taxonomy places the organism in Eukaryota, Metazoa, Chordata, Lepidosauria, Squamata, Agamidae. The record is from RefSeq and is a predicted model, not a curated record. Gene Ontology annotation, cellular component: endoplasmic reticulum membrane; COPII-coated ER to Golgi transport vesicle; Golgi membrane. Gene Ontology annotation, biological process: endoplasmic reticulum to Golgi vesicle-mediated transport; retrograde vesicle-mediated transport, Golgi to endoplasmic reticulum.
CCAGUAAAAGCACACGAGGACGCCCCGGAGCACGACAGGUCCGCACGCACAGCCUCUCCACCAGCUUCCUCCGGCUGCGUGCCGGCGCCCACCUUCCCGUCCCCUUUAACUCCGUGGCGGAAGCGGCGCGGCGGCCGGUCUCUGGCGCCCAAUGAGUUUGUGCGGCGCGUCCUCUGGCCUGACCGGGCUGGGCCCGUCACUUCCUGCCCCUGGAGCCGGCACGGCUGCGGCUGAGAUCCUGGGGAGGCGGAGGUGGAGGAGGAGCAGGAGGGGGGCGGGGAGGCUUGCGUUGCGUUCGCCACCACCAUGCCCUUUGAUUUCAGGAGGUUUGACAUCUACAGGAAGGUGCCAAAAGACCUUACGCAGCCAACCUUUACAGGAGCUAUUAUCUCUGUCUGCUGCUGCUUCUUUAUACUGUUUCUCUUCUUGUCUGAGCUUACUGGAUUCAUAGCCACUGAAAUUGUGAAUGAGCUGUACGUGGACGAUCCAGACAAAGACAGCGGUGGCAAAAUAGAAGUCAAUUUGAACAUCAGCUUGCCAAAUCUGCACUGUGAAUUGAUUGGACUAGACAUUCAAGAUGAAAUGGGAAGGCAUGAAGUUGGCCAUAUUGACAACUCGAUGAAAAUUCCUCUGAAUAAUGGAGAUGGAUGCAGGUUUGAGGGCCACUUCAGCAUCAAUAAGGUUCCAGGUAAUUUUCAUGUUUCAACACACAGUGCCACAGCACAACCACAGAAUCCAGACAUGACUCACAUCAUCCACAAACUCUCCUUUGGUGACAAGUUACAGGUCCAGAACAUCCAUGGAGCAUUCAAUGCCCUGGAGGGAGCAGACAAGCUCAGCUCAAACCCCCUUGCAUCUCAUGAUUAUAUACUGAAGAUUGUUCCCACUGUGUACGAAGAUAUGAGUGGCAAACAACGGUACUCAUACCAAUAUACUGUAGCCAAUAAGGAAUAUGUUGCAUACAGUCACACAGGGCGCAUCAUUCCAGCUAUCUGGUUUCGCUAUGACCUGAGUCCCAUCACAGUGAAAUACACAGAAAGACGACAGCCCUUGUACAGAUUCAUCACAACAAUUUGUGCCAUCAUCGGGGGAACAUUCACUGUGGCUGGAAUUCUUGACUCCUGCAUUUUCACUGCCUCCGAAGCCUGGAAAAAGAUCCAAAUAGGGAAGAUGCAGUAGCAGAACAAUCCUCAGCCGGAUCCAGUGUGGAAAAGCAAAGAAGGAGAAGUCCACUUUUUCCCCCCCUCCUUUGUAUCAGUUUCGCUUGAUAAUAUGCCAGUUCAGUUACCAUGUUGAAAAUGUUUUAAAGGAGCAAACAACACAACUCCAUUCCACAUGUUCCAUCCUCUGAAAAAGAUGUUUGAGGUUAUCUACCUCCGUAUUUUAAAACCAAAUCCUAUGGAUCUGACUAAUGUAACUAUUUUGAAAACCUCACAGGUGCUAAAGCCAGGGCAAAAACUUAGUUAUAACUAAUUAUGCAAGUCAGAUUUUUUUCAACAUUCUGUAAUUGGACAAUCAUGUUAUCUUAUGAUCAAACUGCAAAUACAUUUUAAAAAUAAAUAAAACAGCAAAAACAAACUAGCCUGGAUAUCCAGUACAGGUAGAAUACUUUAUAGUUAGGCAUUUGUUCAUUACAGGAAUAUUAAGAAGUUGCUGUUUUGACUUAUAUACUGACCCAUGGUGCUAGAGCACUCUCUGGGCAGUUUACAACAUAAUUAUGCAAACAACAC